AUGGAGGAGUUAGCUAGAGAGAGCAUCAGCUUGCUAGCUAAGCCAUCUCUGGAGUCUGAUAGCCCCCAACUUUCCUCAUUUGGUGCCAUCUUCAUCUUGCUAAAAUCUGCCCUUGGAGCAGGGCUCCUGAAUUUCCCCUGGGCCUUCAAUAAAGCUGGCGGAAUGGCCCAAGCAAUCUCCGUGGAGCUGGGAUCUUUGAUAUUCCUCAUUAGCGGCCUAGUAAUCUUGGGUUACGCUGCUUCUAUCAGCACUCAGACAACCUACCAAGGUGUGGUGAGAGAAAUCUGUGGGUCAGCUGUGGGCAAGCUUUGCGAAGUGUGCUUCAUCUUGAACCUCUUCAUGAUCUCCGUGGCCUUCCUCAAAGUUAUGGGAGAUCAACUAGAAAAACGUGAGACCUGGGGUCUCUCCAUCCCAAGACAAAUUGGCUUCCAAAAAUAUACAAGUAUCCUUGGCACUUUAGCUGCCUGUUACCUGAUGGUGGUCAUUGUGCUGAAGUAUUACCUCAAAACAGAUCACGCUGUUAAGCAGGAGCAUCCCCAUUCUGCUAAUUCUUGGGCCUCCAUGUUCAGCGUUGUCCCGACCAUCUGUUUUGGGUUUCAGUGUCAUGAAGCCUGUGUGGCCAUCUACUGCAGCCUGAGCGAUAAGAGGCUGUCCCACUGGGUGGUGGUGUCUGUGAUGUCCAUGCUCUUCUGCUUGUUGAUCUACUCCAUGACAGGUUUGUAUGGCUACUUGACAUUUGGCGCUGACGUCGCUGCUGACAUCCUAAUGUCCUACCCUGGAAAUGAUGUAGUGGUUAUUGUAGCUCGGCUGUUAUUUGGCAUCUCCAUUAUCACCAUCUACCCCAUUGUCCUUUUUCUAGGAAGGUCCGUCCUCCAAGAUUUUUGCCUCGGCUCCAAGCAGGGCUGUAUCCAGAUGGAGAACAGUGAGAAGUGCAUACGAAUUCUGCUGACCACCGCCUGGGUAGUGGUCACCCUCAUCAUUGCCCUGUGUGUGCCUGACAUCAGCGAGGUGGUCAGCGUCAUUGGUGGCAUUGGGGCUUUCUUCAUCUUCAUCUUUCCAGGGCUAUGUUUGGUGUUUGCAAUGGAGACGGAAUCCUUCAGGCCAAGAACCAAGUCCUGCCUAAUUACCUGGGGGAUCAUCACUGUCCUUUGUGGAGCUUUCGUCUUUGGGCAAAGCACAGCAUCGGCCAUCAUGGCACUAUUGCACAAACUCUAG
Protobothrops mucrosquamatus (brown spotted pit viper) is the source of this 1215-nucleotide messenger RNA. RefSeq names its product solute carrier family 38 member 8 (gene SLC38A8). Gene Ontology annotation, molecular function: amino acid transmembrane transporter activity. The transcript has 10 exons. Lineage: Eukaryota; Metazoa; Chordata; Lepidosauria; Squamata; Viperidae. Bases 1 to 1215 code for a protein of 404 amino acids. The record is from RefSeq and is a predicted model, not a curated record. Gene Ontology annotation, biological process: amino acid transmembrane transport.